AGCACACUAUUUAAGGCCAGCACACGAGAGCUGGCUGUGAGUCACAGCUCCGGGAGGGCAGCAGCAGCUCCACGUCCCCCAGCAGCCAGCACACCGAGGGAAGGGACCCUUCCCCUCACCAUGGCUUCCCUGGGGCAGAUCAUCUUCUGGAGGUACUCUGAGGGAGGCCUUCUCCAAGGCGAAGCAUUUAUUCAACAAACAUUUAUUAACUCCCUACCAUGUUCUAAGAACUGGAAGAACAGCAGGAAUAAAACGCAGAGUGUUAUUAGCAUCAUCAUUAUUUUGGCUGGAGCCAUUGCCCUUAUCAUCGGUUUUGGUAUUUCAGGGAGACACUCCAUUACAGUCACUACUCUGACCUCAGCAGGAAACAUCGGGGAGGAUGGAAUCCUGAGUUGCACUUUUGAACCUGACAUCAAACUUUCUGAUAUCGUGAUACAGUGGCUGAAGGAAGGUGUUAUAGGCUUGGUACAUGAGUUCAAAGAAGGCAAAGACGACCUGUCAGACCAAGAUGAAAUGUUCAGAGGCCGGACAGCAGUGUUUGCUGAUCAAGUGAUAGGUGGCAAUGCCUCUCUGAGGCUGAAGAACGUGCAACUCACAGAUGCUGGCACCUACCAAUGUUAUAUCAUCACCUCCAAAGGCAAGGGGAAUGCUAAUCUUGAGUAUAAAACUGGAGCCUUCAGCAUCCCAGAGGUGAAUGUGGACUAUAAUGCCAGCUCAGAGAGCUUACGGUGUGAGGCUCCCCGAUGGUUCCCCCAGCCUACAGUGGUCUGGGCAUCCCAAGUUGACCAGGGAGCCAACUUCUCAGAGGUCUCCAAUACCAGCUUUGAGCUGAACCCUGAGAAUGUGACCAUGAAGGUUGUGUCUGUACUCUACAAUGUCACAAUCAACAACACAUACUCCUGUAUGAUUGAGAACAACAUUGCCAAAGCCACAGGUGAUAUCAAAGUGACAGACUCUGAGAUUAAAAGGCGGAGUCACCUACAGCUGCUGAACUCAAAGGCGUCCCUGGGUGUCUCUUCUUUCUUUGCCAUCAGCUGGGUACUCCUGCCUCUCUCCCCUUACCUGAUGCUAAAAUAAUGUCCUCUGGCCACACAGAAACAUGCAAAGUCAUUGGUAUGACAGGUGAGAUGAAUCACGAAUGGUGUGGGGAUUGGAUCUGUGUGUGCUGUGUUCCUAACAAGAGUCAAGCAACCUCCAGCAACAGCCUCAGAAAGAAACAUUUGACAAUGCCAGGGCAGUGGGCACUGUUCCUACUGGUCUUGUGAAAGGUAAAUAUGUGUGAACAAAGAGUGUAGAUCUCAUCUAUACACUUACAGCAAAAACAACUCUGCAAGUCAAAUAUUUGUGCAAAUUCAAACAUCUUUUCUUUUACCAAGUUAUCUAGCCACAGGGCAAAAAGAGAAAGAGAAAGAGAUGUUGAGCCCCGAGAGUUCCUCUGGAUUUCACGGUUAUCUUAUAAAGCCUCAGGACACGCAUAUACACACUCACACAAGUGACUUCCUCCCUAGCCCCAUCAACAAAGCUCCUACUGACCAGAAGUUUAACAAAUGACUCCCCAGCCGGCUCCCCGUGUUGAGACUUCUGCCUGUCACUUCAGUCCUCUGGCUCCAAUUAUUGGUAGGAUAUUGCUCCCCGAAUAGUCUUGUAUGGAGUCUGUGUGGCUGAGUUCAUGAAGCUCCAGCCAGCACUGCCCCAUGACUCAGCGGCAUCACCACAAGGCAUCCGGGCUCGCAAGCUUAGAGCUAUUUCCAUCCCCCUCUAUCCUUGACAUUCAAGGCCGCAUGGCAUUUUCCUGGGUUGUCCCUCAGACCGACCCUAUUUCAGCCUCCAUUAUUUCAUACACCAGCCUAGUUCUAAAACCCUAUACUUGCUUCUUCCUCUCCCUGCAUCCACUGAUAGGAAAUAAGAUGCCAAAUAUAUAUAUAUAUAUAUAUAUAUAUAUAUAUAUAUAUAUAUAUAUAUAUUCCAAUGCUAUUUUCAUCACAGCAUUCCUUUGCUCUGGAACCUAAGGUGACUCUCUGGGCACUCUUGUGUCAAAGUCCUCAGCCAUGUGGUCACAGCUCUCUUUGAGUUUCUUUCCUUGCGCUUCCUGCUUCUGUCAGCUGCCUGCUCUGCUCUCUGGCCUUGCUCCCUCUCUCAUGGCCCUUCCUGGAAGUCUCCUAGACUCGCUGGCAGUUCAAAGCCACACUUCCUUCACCCAUUUCAAUUAAGUGCUUCCCAGCUUAUAGCCCACUUUCCCAGUGGUCUGUUUCUUCCAUAUCCCCUUGGCAUGCAUGAAUAAUUCAUGAUAUCUUACACUCUCGAAGGCACGUAUAAUCCUUGCCCAGAUUGUUAAGUAGGGCAGGCAAAGAUCUGUUGACCGCUUUUCCUUCUUUCUCUUCUCCAAACACAACAGUGAAGCACAGAAAAUGGAUUCUUUAUAAGGAAACCCACCGGUUCCCACCUCCACGGUUUUCAGCGGAGAGAGAUUUCCCUGAGGAAACGCUCCCUUGAGGAUCUCACUAGCAGAAAAGGAACACGUUCUUCUUUCCUUGAUUCCCCAUGACACUAUAAAUGAAUUUUUAACAUUCUGCAACUAGAUAAUCUGACCUACAAAGUACGGCUUAUUCAUCUCUAUCUUGUAUUUCCCUUCGAGCAGUAAUUGGCAGCCUUUUUAAAAGCCAUGACGUGCAUGUAAGAAUGUUCACUCACAGCAUACAUAGUUAUAUACGAUUAUCAGAUUAGCUACAACCCCAAGUCUUUCUCCAUACAACUACAGAGGCAUAACCUUAAAUCAAUUUUUAAAAAUAAAUAAGUAGAUUAUCAUUACUUGUAAAAACCAUAAGGAACUGUGGGGGAAGGUCAUUGAAAAGAUGUGACUGUCAGUUGACUCAUGAGCUAGACCCAGGUGAUCAGGGGCUCUUCACCUCCACCCCUGUCCUUGGGACAAGGAUCCCACUUGUCUGUCUUGCUCCCAGAGGCUGCUCCAAGGACACAGCCUUGAGAUAAUAUUGUGGUGUUGAGAACACCUUGCACAGUAUAUGUGACCGAACCUAGUAAUGGCCUCUAUAUUAACUUUUACGACUUGCAAGGAUCUACUCGUCUUCUUGGUACCCAGGACAAGCCUCGUGUAUAAAUGACCUUUGCUUACUGAAACUGCCACCCACCAACCUGGAGUGGCCUGGAGUGGCCUGCCUCUUUCUUCUGUCUCUCUCUGCCCUACAAGUAAGGGGGUGUGGUUUCAGACUACUCCCAGGGAGCUCCUGGGAGGGUUGCACAUCAAACCGAUGCUGAGCACAACAUUUUAGGUCACAUACAUUCUUUGGUUGGACACUCAAGCAGAAGUCAUCUUUCUACUUCUACCCAGGAGACUGCUCCUGGCUCAUCUCUCUGUUCCUGUUUGCUCUAAGCAUGAUCCCCUUCCUGAAGAAGAGACUCAAGCCAUCUCAUCCCCCAGCAACCCAUGGUAGCAAGUGGUCUUGAUAGAACAUCAUCAAAAUAACAGAAAAAUGAGCCCAUCUCUGAACAAGAGAUACCCUCAUACAGGCACAGAGACAACUGGUUCUCCAUAAAUGUUUACUGAAUGGUUGUAAGGACACCCUAUUUGUGUUAUUUUCAGAAUCCCAGGAAUCUGCAGAACUAUUUCACAGUAAGAUCUGACCUAGUUUUGUAUUUCUGGGGGGAAAUGAAUUCAUGUCUAGAGGUUUGGAAUGAACAAAUAAGAUCAAGAAGCAAAAAAAAAAAAAAAAAAAGUCAAAAGCAACCCACAGAAGACUCCAAUAUGAACCAGAUAAAUCUCCCUUCAAAGACAUGUAUUAAAAGCUGGAAACAUAACUCAUCUGAACUGGAUAUGUGUUAGGACUAAGUCAAUUGCAAGUGGAGACAAGUGGAUCUCUGUACCUCAGGGACCUCCCCUUACUAACCAGCAACCCCCGCCAGCAACAUCCAGGGAGUAAGAGGAUGGGAUAUUGCCUCUGACUUGUCUCUGCAUCUUUAUAUUGCUAUAAUAUUGCUCUAAGUUCCCAGAAAGUUUUGACUUGCAAUACCUCCACAUUUUAUAAUCCAUAAAUUAAACCUCAGUAUAUAUAGUAAGAAGCUGCUAAUUAGUUGCCACGUCACAAUUUAGAGGUAGUGAUGGGUCAAAUAACUCACCUUUCCUUAGGAUGCUGCCAAAAGUGCCUUGGAAUCUCCUCCCACUUGACAAAUGUUAAAGAAAUGUGGGCACGGUCAUAAUUGUAACUUAAAACAUGUAGUUGGGACACCCUGGUUUCCAAAUUAUCCAAGUAUCUUCUUUUUUAAACAAACCAAUGCCAUUUGAUUUCUCAGAUGACGUGCAUCCUUGAAUGGUCCGGGAAAGGACCUCUCGUCAUCGCUGUAUACGGCAUUAUGUCAACACGAAGUGUCAGGCUCUGACUUUCUAUCUUGCACGGACAGCGAUAACCUCAGCUUUCAACAACAUCUAGAGCGGUGGGACUCACCCAGUGUGAUUUUUCACACUCCUCCCCACACACAGCGGACAUCUGAAAAUGUUUGGAGACAAUUUUAGUUGGCACAACUCAGGGGAGAGGGGAGGGUGCUAAUGUUAUGGAUAGAACCCAGAGAUGCUGCUCAAAAUCCUACAAUGUACAGCAUUAUCCACCCACAACAAAGAAUUACCCAGCCCCAAAUGUCAGUCCUCCAAAAGGAUCUAGAAAAGAGGGAACUAACAAAACCGGUUUGCUUCCUACAGAUAGGCACUAUCCUCUGCCUCUUUGGCUAUUGUCUCAGCACAGAGAGCCAGAGCUCAGGAAGCCAGGAAUUCCUGAUGGACUCAUCUCUAGCAGGUUCCUUUCCCUUCAUUCUAAGGUACAAAUUAGGUUCUGUGAGAGCUGCCUGAGUUCUAUCUCAAUGUCUCUCGCUCCAAAUUCUGAUCUCAGGACCCAGUCACAAUUCCAAUGAAGGAAAUAAAAACAUGUCCCCUCCUUGAAACACACAGAGACUUCUGAAAGCAGGGACAGUGGACCUUUGAAAUGGGACCGGGGAAUAAAGCUUUGAUCAAAAAGAAUGUAUUGUUCACACCCCUCCCCCUUUCCAUACUUUUCACAUGUUGAGGUCUGCCUCCCUGGCACUUUGGACCCACCAUGACUGUAUUACAUUUUGUUAUAGAAAACUUAAGAUUUCUGAGUUCUGACCAUUCAAGAGAAUGAUUAAAUGCACAUUUCCUA
Messenger RNA from Mustela erminea (ermine), 5183 nucleotides. RefSeq names its product V-set domain containing T cell activation inhibitor 1 (gene VTCN1). NCBI's taxonomy places the organism in Eukaryota, Metazoa, Chordata, Mammalia, Carnivora, Mustelidae. The transcript is spliced from 6 exons. The record is from RefSeq and is a predicted model, not a curated record. The coding region runs from base 121 to 1077 and encodes 318 amino acids.